Molecule: messenger RNA, 1539 nt
Organism: Boleophthalmus pectinirostris (great blue-spotted mudskipper)
Lineage: Eukaryota; Metazoa; Chordata; Actinopteri; Gobiiformes; Gobiidae
Gene: kcnj1a.1
Product: potassium inwardly rectifying channel subfamily J member 1a, tandem duplicate 1
Exons: 2
Coding region: 94-1215 (373 amino acids)
Biological process (GO): potassium ion import across plasma membrane; regulation of monoatomic ion transmembrane transport
Cellular component (GO): plasma membrane
Molecular function (GO): ATP-activated inward rectifier potassium channel activity
Source: RefSeq, a predicted model, not a curated record
ACACACCUCACAUCAUCUCAUUUGUGACACAGGUGCUCACUGGAUCUGUCUCUGUCUCUACAUCGCAGGAUACAAACAGGUGUUGGAGUUAAGAUGUGUGGCUCACUGCACCAGCGUCUCCAGGACUACCUGUCUGAGCGCAGAAGUCGCAGAACCAGAUUAGUAACUAAAGACGGACGCUGCAACAUCGAAUAUGGGAACAUCAAAUACAGCAAACAUUUGUCCUUCCUGGCGGAUUUUUGGACAACCGUAGUCGAGAUCAGGUGGCGUUUUGUUCUGUUUUUCUUCGUUGCUUCGUUCACCAUGAGCUGGUUCAUCUUUGGUCUAAUCUGGUACUGGAUUGCUCGUAAUAAUGGAGACUUGACCUGGCAGAAUCCCCCUGAAGACCACAUCCCUUGUGUACACAAUGUAGUCGGACUGACCACGGCCUUUCUGUACUCCCUGGAAACACAGACCACUAUCGGCUAUGGCGGCAGAGCCCUCACCCCCUUGUGCCCCGGGGCUGUGGCUGUUAUCAUCAUUCAGUCCCUGGCUGGAGCCUUCAUUAGUAGUUUCAUGUGUGGAGUCAUUCUGGCCAAGAUCUCAUUACCCAAAAAGAGAGCCAAGACCAUCAGCUUCAGUGACAUGGCUGUGAUCUGCCCUAAGAAUGGUGCUCUGUGCCUGUCUAUCCGGGUGGCCAACCUUCGAAAGUCCCUAAUGAUCGGGAGCCAGAUCUAUGGCAAACUGCUGCGCACCAGAAACACUCCGGACGGAGAGACGAUCAUCAUGGACCAGGUCAACAUUGAUUUCGUGAUGGAUGCAGGCAAAGACAACCUAUUCUUUGUGUGUCCUCUCACUCUGUACCACACCAUAGACAAGAGCAGCCCUUUCUUUGACAUGGCCGUGGACACGCUCCACAAACAAGAGUUUGAGCUGGUGGUCUUCCUGGACGGGACCGCAGAGUCCACCAGCUCGUCCUGUCAAGUGCGCACCUCCUUCAUCCCUCAGGAAAUCAUGUGGGGAUACAACUUCCUUCCCAUCAUCUCCAGGAGCAAAGAUGGCAAGUACAGAGUGGAUUUCUCCAACUUCUCCAAAGUGGUGCCUGUGGCCACGGCACACUGCGCCUACUGCUUCCACAACCUCAAGGGACAUCAUCACUUCUCCAAAACUGGACAGGACAACCCGAGCUUUGAGAUGAUAGACAUUGCUGACCCCCAGAGUGUCACCACAAUGUGAGAAAAGCCAAACAAAAAACAGAACUCUUUUAACUCUUUUCUUUGAAAAGAGUAAUGUGAAAGCGUUAGGCCACAGGAGCAGAGGUCAGAACACAUAUUACAAAGCAUGUAAAUGCUCAGAUGGAUGUUCUUUUGUGUUGAGCACAGUUAAAAGACUGUGGGCUACUCAGUCUUUGUGUACUGCUGCAUUUGUAAAACCACACCUGUUACUGUUGGCUGACCAAGAACCAGUUUUAAAGGGACCAUGGAAGCCGAAGGUUAAGGAAAUUUUGAAUAAGUGAAGAGAGCUGGAACAGAAUAGGAAAUAUACCAUAGAUGAACAUGA